Cotesia congregata is the source of this 816-nucleotide messenger RNA. The record is from the annotation of a GenBank genome assembly. NCBI's taxonomy places the organism in Eukaryota, Metazoa, Arthropoda, Insecta, Hymenoptera, Braconidae.
UUUUUCUUGUGUUUUUUCGUUGGAGUCUGUUUCUCAAAUGAUGUUGCAUCAACAGUCAUCGAAAUCAACGUCGACGCACCAGUUAUAACAUCAGAAAAAGCAAUAAAGAAUUUGAUGCAGACUACAACGGACUUGUUUCAAAUGUGUGAUAAAUUUGGAAUCUGUUACGAUGUCAAUUUCUUAAAUACACUCAACAAGACUAAGGACAACUAUAGCACAGAAAUCAACGCAACAGUAAAAGAGAUCGAGGAAUUUUCUUAUACUACCGACAAUUGCUUAGAUCCGAUAAAGGUUUGUGUUGACAAUCAAUGUAAAUGCUUACACGGAAUGAUCCAAUGGAACAAUAAAUGCUACUCAUCUAGAGGAGGGUUUUGUUUGGAUUCAUCUCACUGCCUGUCUACCCAUUUAGAAUAUACAUUUUGCUGGGGAAAUGAAAGGACGGAAAGAUCACCGAACAUUCUCUGCCAUGCAGUUCUUGGCUAUUUUUCAGUUGCAGGAGUGCUAGUUAACCACAGUGACAGUACAUCACAUUGCCGAUACGCUUGGAAUCAACCUCAGGAUUCGAACCGUUUCGAAUUUUUUAAGCCUAAUGAAAAAAUAGUUUGGAAAAACAGUAAUAUCAAGCUUGAUAAUGCCAUCUACGGUGGUCCGGAUUAUAGAAGCUGGUAUCACCUAUACCUUAUAUGCCAAACUGAGCACAACCGUAUCAAGUACCUUGGACAAUUACUUAAACCGAAUUACAACGUGUGCAGGUUUAUUUUGAAUGGGACUUUUCAUGAAUCUAAGAUAUUUGAUGUCUUAGUCUACGACGAUUAA